Molecule: messenger RNA, 399 nt
Organism: Plasmopara halstedii
Lineage: Eukaryota; Oomycota; Peronosporomycetes; Peronosporales; Peronosporaceae
Exons: 2
Coding region: 1-399 (132 amino acids)
Source: RefSeq, a predicted model, not a curated record
AUGGCACACAAGAACAAAUCAGCGGAUAGGGAGUUGCACCGCUCAAGGGGUUUCGUGGACCGGCUUGUUGAAGCAGUUAAAGUAUCACAUAAGGAAGACGGACAGGCCGACAGUCGUCAUUGUCCGUGCAGCAGCAUGUUCUCUUUAAGUGUUUAUGUUGAGGCGCUUUUGUUGAUGCUAAAAACUGGCGUGUUGACUAAGGAGUGGACAGCGCAUAAGACCCAAACUGGCUGUCCACAUGGUUUGCAUGGCGAAAAGGGACUUCCACUUAUGUUCUCGGUGGCUUUGUCUAACAAGAAAAGCACUUUUUCUUUAAUUAUUUCGAGCGACCACGCAACCACAAAUGUCAACUACUAUAAGAUUUUGAGUUUGGAGCACUGUCGUAAUGCCGUUCAUUAG